AUGGGAACAGCGGAGGACCUCGUUAGAUUCGACCUAGAAUCGACUCAGCUCUUAACGGUAAUGCCUGAAGAAUGUCCGUACCACGAAAGCCAAGGAUUACAAGAACAAGUCACGUUGGCUUACGAAAAGAUUAGAAGAGCUAGGAGUAUUGGGAAUCGAAUCAGUAGCUUAACUCAUGCGUAUUACUUGGGAGCAAGGAUACAGACACUUACCUCAGCCGAAAGAUUUAUCGUACGAAGCAUUUUGACCGCGUAUUAUUUGAAAGCCGCGAUCCGUACCUAUUACCUUUUCGAAUCCUAUGGAGUUGCGCAAAUCUACCGUACGACUUAUACUACGUUGCCCAUGAUUGUCAAGCUCACGAAGUACGAAUUUAACCGAUUGGUCAUGGAGGAACCCGUGGAAC
Molecule: messenger RNA, 403 nt
Organism: Acaulospora morrowiae
Lineage: Eukaryota; Fungi; Glomeromycota; Glomeromycetes; Diversisporales; Acaulosporaceae
Source: the annotation of a GenBank genome assembly